Saitoella complicata NRRL Y-17804 is the source of this 1146-nucleotide messenger RNA. RefSeq lists its product as uncharacterized. Gene Ontology annotation, biological process: fatty acid metabolic process; DNA damage response. The record is from RefSeq and is a predicted model, not a curated record. Gene Ontology annotation, cellular component: mitochondrial matrix. The coding region runs from base 92 to 688 and encodes 198 amino acids. Lineage: Eukaryota; Fungi; Ascomycota; Saitoellomycetes; Saitoellales; Saitoellaceae. The transcript has a single exon.
ACGUGCCCGAAACCGCCAACAUUGCCCCCGUCGAAGUAGGUGACCCGACAAAACCACGGAUUGGAAGUUGACCCUAGCAGAAACACUUUCCAUGCCAGGUUCACUCUUUGGGUCCGGUUCGGAGACUGAGUCGGUCAAUGAAGACGGCACUUCCUCUGAAUCACCAGCAGGACUUGAGUACAUCCCUAAUGCCCUACCUGACGAACUAGUCGAACCUCUCAUGGAAUAUCUCGCCGUGAACAUAGCCAAUCACCAGCAACUCCAUCUCUUCCCACCAAUACCCGCCGUGAUUCUCGACGUGUCACGUCUCUGCAUCCCUCAGUCCUGGAAAGACAAGCUCUGGAACGGACAUGAUAUGGAAGCCGGAAUCAUCCAGAAAUAUGAAAUGGGCCAAGGAAUCGGCUGGCACGUCGACCUCGACCGGUUUACGGACGGUGUCGCCAUCUUGUCUCUGCUAUCAGCUACUACGUUGUCUUUCCGACAUGUGAUGGAUCAUGCACGGAGAUGUGAUGUCAAGCUGGAACCUGGGAGUGCGGUACUGAUGAGUGGGGAAGCGAGAUAUGAAUGGGAACAUUCGAUUGAGGCGAAGGAUUGGGACGGAAGUGAGGAGACAGGGUGGUGGAAGAGGGGGAGGAGGAUCAGUGUGACGAUGAGGCGGGUGAGGGAUGAUCGCAAGACGGAGUCAUGAGCUUGAAGCGGGUUUUUGAAGCGGGCUUGAAGGGAUGCUGGAGGAAAAAACUAUUCUCGCUCGCACAACGCAUGGCCCGUUGGAUGCCUUAAUCCGUGGACGCUCAUUACGCAUCCUGUGGAGAGGAGGAGGUCUUGCGACCUGCAGAGAAGGGGAGUCAUUCGGCCAGACUAACAGAACAGAGCGGGAGCCUCACGAGACUUGCGUUUCGCUCUGGGAGAUGAGUGUUGCGCUCGCAACCACAGAGUGUGAUACACCUUUACAUAGUCACAGGCAAAUGAUGCCGAGUUAAGGCCGAGGACCGUCAGCAGAUCACGAGCGUGGAGGGCAUGGGAGGGUCAAAAGGGAAUGCCCGAGCAGAAGCGACUAUACCUAUGACUCGAGGAAAGACUCCAUGACUCACCUUUAUGAAUCAUGAUCGGAUAUCCGGCAAUAAUGAACGAUAGAUGAUUCUGGUU